Molecule: messenger RNA, 2919 nt
Organism: Eriocheir sinensis (Chinese mitten crab)
Lineage: Eukaryota; Metazoa; Arthropoda; Malacostraca; Decapoda; Varunidae
Exons: 15
Coding region: 2-2665 (887 amino acids)
Cellular component (GO): cytoplasm; nucleus
Molecular function (GO): calcium ion binding; protein serine/threonine phosphatase activity
Source: RefSeq, a predicted model, not a curated record
GAUGGAGGAAAGGGAGGCGGGGAGGGCGAAGAAAAAAUGUCCUGCAAAUUCUUUCCCUGUGAUGCUUCCUGAUGUGAUCUCCGUGCUCGUGUACCUGCAGGAGGCUGACGGAGGGGUGCAGGUGUUAAUAUAUGGUGAUGAGGGGCCGCUGCGACUCCCCAGAAAGAAGAUAGGGGGAGAUGAAGAGGGGGACACCAUCACCACGACAACGAUCAAGGCGCGGGACACCUCACUCACAGCCUUGGCCCAGAGCAUAGCGGCGGCGGCAGCUGGCCUCCCCCCGCCCCCCAGGCUGCCACAGCUGCUGCAGGUGACCAAGGUGUUCGACCCCCUCACGGCACGCCAUUACCAGCACUAUGUCUUUGCCUUCCCCCUCGACGCUGUGGCCUGGAGCAAGGUUGAGGUCGGGCCCGGGCUGCAGAAGACUAGCCUGGAGAAGCUGCGCACAUCCUCCGUGGAGCGCCGCGAGGUGGUGGGGCUGGUGGAGCGCAUCGCCUGUAGAGUGCCAGGUGCGCAGCUGAGGGAGGUGAGUCCAGGGAUGCUGUGGCAGGGAGGCGACACAACACAGGCGCAUGAGGGGGCCGCUGAGGGACAGACGAUGGAGGAGCUGCUGAGGUCGCCAGGAUACAGAGAACAAGACAUCGAGCUCAUCUUUGGGGCGUUCGUGCGGUACAGUUACCCCUACAUCACCGCGUGCUUUGCCGACGUGAAUCAGCUGUUGAUCGACCUGGGCUGGCUGGGGAUGGAACGGGACAUCUUCAGGGCCCUGGAUAGACAGCAGACUGGAGAGCUUUCCCUUGAAGACUUCGUGCAGGGUAUAGUGGCGAUGGACCCCAUGACGGCCCACGGCAAGCGACCCGGGGAGAUCAGGUCGCGAUACAUCUUCAAAGUCUAUGAUCGGGACAAUGACAACGUGCUGAAGGAGGAGGAUGUUCAGCGCCUGGUGAGGGACGUGGCAACAUAUCAAGGCCAGGACCUCACCACUGGGGUCUUCAAGGAGAGGACAAAGGCUGCCAUGGAGGUGUUUUCCGCGUCCGAGAGCAAAGCCGUCAGUCUGGAGUCCUUCCUCUGCGCUAUCGGGACGCUGCAGUUUCGCGGGACGUCGCUGCUGUUCCGCGCCUCCACUGCCAUCAUCCCUCACCUGGUCUGCAAGUACGGACUCAUCAGCGCACGCCGGAAGAGCCAGCAGCGGGACUCCCUCAGCAAGAGCCAGGGGUCGCCGCGGAGCCUGAAGCGACUGAGGAAGGACGCCAGUAGCCCGGUCCCCUCCACUAACAACACUACCAACGACUCACCGAAACCAGAGAACAACCACACUGCAGAGGACGGGAAUGGCGAUAAAAGAGUCGAUGGUAGUGUUGGCAUAAUGGAGGUGGACCAGGCGCCGAUGGAAGCCCACAUGCAGUCUCUAAGCAGCAACUCCCAAGCCUCCAUUCCCUUGAGCGACGGCGCGUUCCAGAGCCCUGCUAGCCGCCCUUACACCCUCGCACAACACACUGUCAAGGUCCGACGGUCCGGCCAGAUCAUUGAUACACAACUUCUCCUGGACAUGGAGCGCGCCGGCGAGGUCUCGGACACUGGGUUUGAUGUCGAGGAGUCCCCAAUACCCCUGGACAAAGCAGCAAUGGUCUCAGCUAGCAGGACGGCACGGCAUUUCGAUCGGUAUCUCUCAGUGGACGCGUUCAACACCAAGUCGCUUCCGAAUGAGCUCGUCUCGGCGCUACGCUUCUUCGAGCACGGCAGGAAGGAUAAGCCGCCUCUGGAUUGGGGUGAGGUGGACCUGGUGAAGCUCGGUCAGUAUAUCAUCUCGCUCUGUGCUGGUAUUCGUGCUAUCUUCGAAAGCGAGCCGAGGAUGUUGGUUCUCAGCUCCCCCUGCUACAUACUAGGCGACCUUCAUGGGAACUACCGGGAUCUCAUAUGUUUUGAGAAGGCGCUAUGGAGGAUUGGACCCCACCUGACGCCCUCGAACUUCCUCUUCCUGGGUGAUUACGUGGACAGAGGAGAGUUUGGGAUCGAGGUGGUGACGUACCUGUUCGCCCAGAAGCUGCAGGCGCCCACCAAGUUCUUCAUGCUGCGAGGGAACCAUGAGGUGCGGGACAUCCAGAAAGUGUUCACCUUCCACAGGCAAUGUCUCAGUAAAUUUGGGGAAAGCUUGGGACAGAGUGUUUGGGAGGCCGUCAAUAAUGCGUUUGAUCACAUGCCCCUCGCUGCGGUGAUUGACGAGCAGAUAUUUUGUAUACAUGGCGGGAUUCCAAACAUCGAGGGCGGCCUGAGCGAGUUGGAGAAGAUCCCGUGCCCGCUGCGGAACCCCGAGGUCGAGAGUGACUUAGCGUGGCAGGUCAUGUGGAACGACCCCAUCGCGCCAGAGGACAUCACCGACACUGUGGUGGAGCAGCUGUCCCAGAAUCACGGGUUUGCCCACAACGCCAAGAGAAACACGGCCUGCGUCUUCAACCGCACGGCCUUUGUCAGUUUCCUGCAGAAGAACGGCUUGACUCACGUGGUCAGGGCACAUGAGGUCAAGCAGUCGGGCUUUGAGAUCCAGCAGGGCGGCCAGCUCAUGACGGUGUUCUCGUCGUCCCACUACUGCGGCGGGAGCAACGAGGCCGCCUGCAUCCUCCUGGACAACCGACGCAUCCGGGCGAUCAGGAUAGAUACAUCGUGAGGGGGCCGGAAGGUUAUGUCGUACUGGGAAAGCGUUACAUGGUACAAUUGCCUUUAUGUUCUGUUAGGAAAAGUCUAUGUGAGGGAGGUGGAUAGAUAGGAUAGAUACGUCAUGAUGGAAGUGGAUGUUUAUGUCGUACUGGGAAAACGUUAUAUGGUACAAUUGCUUUUAUGUUCUGUUAGGAAAAGUCUAUGUGAGGGAGGUGGAAGACUAUAUUUUUCUUGUACAUGUAAAGUAUCAUAUGGUACAAUUGC